Molecule: messenger RNA, 789 nt
Organism: Triticum aestivum (bread wheat)
Lineage: Eukaryota; Viridiplantae; Streptophyta; Magnoliopsida; Poales; Poaceae
Exons: 2
Coding region: 1-789 (262 amino acids)
Source: RefSeq, a predicted model, not a curated record
AUGGACCGUCUGGAUAGCUCGAGCACGUCUCGUGGAAGAGGCAAGAAUAAAAGGAAUUGGUCUUCUGAUGAGGACGACGAGCUUAUUAAAGCUUUGUAUGAGUUAUCUUUGGACCCGAGGUGGAAAGCUGAUGGUGCCUUCAAGGGUGGAUACCUGGGGAUAUUGGAAAAGCAUCUUGUUGAAAAGUGUCCAGGCCGUGGUAUCACUGCAUCUCCGCACAUUGAAUCAAGAGUGAGGCACUUCAGGAAGAAAUUUGGUGCCGUUGAAGUAAUGCUAUCCAAAAGUGGAUUCACAUGGGAUGGAAGUCGAAAGAUGAUUCAGUGCGAGAAGGCACAAUAUGAAGCUCAUUGUCAGAUUCACAAGGAGGCUAAGGGAUUGUAUGGUGUAGCAUUUCCAUACUUUGAACAAUUGGCUGCUAUCUAUGACAAAGACAUUGCAACAGGAGAAAAUGCGGAAGGCUUUGGAGAGACAGUGGGAAACUUGGAGAAGGAAAUUGCUAUGGAGGAAGAAGAAAAUGAGGAAGAGGACAUGAUCUCAAUAGGAACAGCUCGACGGUCCAUUGACACUUGCUCUAUUGAUACAACUAGUUCGAACAGGCAGAAAAAGGAGCCAAGGCCAAAGAGGGCGACGGGACCAAGCGAUCCAUUUGCAGCCAUGCUUCAAGAUGUUAAUAGCCAGCUGAACAGCAUGACACAAUGUGGGUGCAAUGGCAACAUCAUUUACAGUAGCAAUGGCACAAUAAGAAGCAGAAGAAGACCCUCAACAGAAAUCAAGAGAAAAUGCAAUUAG